Messenger RNA from Striga asiatica, 513 nucleotides. The record is from the annotation of a GenBank genome assembly. NCBI's taxonomy places the organism in Eukaryota, Viridiplantae, Streptophyta, Magnoliopsida, Lamiales, Orobanchaceae.
AUGUAUGACGGCGCGUGGACAUAUGACGGGGAAAGCUCGAACGAAAAUCGAGUGAGGAUUAAAGCUAAGGCCACCUUUGUCUCCAUAUGGGUGAAAUUAUUGGCGAUGCAGUUGCGCGGACCCCAGCUAAAAGGGAAAUACGAAAGUCGAUUUUUGGUUGCUUUAGCGACCCCUUCAGAAAACCGUUCGGGUUUGAAUUCCUUGACGUCCCGGCCCCAGAGUUCCGGGUCGUGGUGGAUCAAUAUCACGGGCAAGAGGAGGUGGACUCCCGCCGGGAGAGUGAUUCCCGCCAACUUUGUUUUCCGGUGGAUCGUUCGGUUGAAUAUUACUGCCGGAAAAGAAAAAUCCGUAAAAUGUACGAUUAGAUCUUACUAUUUUGAGUCGACUCAAUCCUUCAAAAUCAGGCUCAUCAUGUCCGAAAACCCGAAAAACCUCUUCUCGUGCGCGUUCUUGCCAGUCUUGGUGAAUGGCCAACAUAAGCAUUGUCCAAAGCAAAAGUACGCAUUGAAAUGA